Messenger RNA from Lytechinus pictus (painted urchin), 3325 nucleotides. Its product is annotated as long-chain fatty acid transport protein 2-like. The transcript has 9 exons. Lineage: Eukaryota; Metazoa; Echinodermata; Echinoidea; Temnopleuroida; Toxopneustidae. Gene Ontology annotation, molecular function: long-chain fatty acid-CoA ligase activity; long-chain fatty acid transmembrane transporter activity. The record is from RefSeq and is a predicted model, not a curated record. Bases 233 to 2119 code for a protein of 628 amino acids.
ACUCUUCAUUGAACAUGAUUGAGGCUGCGUAUAAAAUCGUUGUUUUGGUAUUCCUGCCUUCCGGGAAUGCGUUGGAACUGGAUCAUCAUUGCCAAUGAUCAUUCAGUGUCGUAUUGUAAAAUACAUCCAUGAGUGAUACAUGAUAAUCGUCCAAAGUGAUUGCAGAAUCGUAUACCAGUUUCUCUUUUUCAACAGUGAAUUGAAUAUAUAGUGGUAGCGUUUGCCGCCAAUAAUGUCGACCUCUUUCAGCAUCGGUCAGAGAGCUGCCCUGGUUGCGGUAGCUUCCCUUUCAGGGUAUGCCCUUUUUCGCCGGAAAUAUCCCAACCUCACGACGGAUGUCCGGUAUUUCCUAAGUUUGGCCAAAGGCGGGAAAUUACUGGAAAAGUAUAACAAAGCCAACCUUUUUAUUCUUGAUUUCUUCGAAGAACAUGCCAGGAAACAACCCAACCAUCCCUGUAUUUUAUUUGAAAAUGAGACGUACACCUAUGGAGAGGUGGCUGCUAAUGUGAACCGCACAGCUCGGUGGGUCCUAGGUUCGGAUCCCAGCUUGAUGAAAGGAGACGCUGUGUGUGUUCUAUUACACAAUGGACCUACUAUCGUGUGGACUUGGUUGGGUUUGCAAAAGAAGGGUAUCAUAUCAAGUAUGAUCAACUUCAAUCUAAAAGGACAGGCCCUUCUUCAUUGUAUUAAAGCCAGUUACUCAAAACACAUCAUUUUCGGCUCAGAGUUCCUCGAUUCGAUCCUCGACAUCGUAGAUGCCCUGCGAGAUCUCAACAUUGGUUUAUGGAUGGUCAACGAUGCUUGCAUUCCUGAUCUAGUAACACCUGAGGAUGUGGUUACUAUGGAGAUAUCGACCAUGUCUGGAGAACACCUCCCUACUGUUCCGAUCACAAGUCCUGAAGAUGUAGCGACAUUUAUCUUUACUUCUGGAACUACAGGAAUGCCCAAACCAGUGAACAUACCUCACUAUAAAAUAACAGGGGCAUGUGUAUUCAGUUAUAUCCACGUUGGAUUAACACCAUCAGACGUCUACUACGUAGCACUGCCGAUGUACCAUUCAUCAGCACUUCUUAUCGCAGUUACUGGAAGUCUUUUCUCGGGAGCCACCAUAGCUAUUGCCAAGAAGUUUUCGGCGUCGCGUUUCUGGGAUGACGUCAGAAGGUUUCGAGUGUCUGUUUUCCAAUACAUCGGCGAGGUGUGCAGAUACCUCCUGGCGCAACCGAGGAAAGAAAACGACGGCCAGUAUCCUCGACCGGUAAAAGCGGUCGGUAACGGCUUGAGACCCGAUGUUUGGAGAGAGUUCAAAGAGAGGUUCAAGAUUGCUCCAAUACUGGAGUUCUAUGCUUCCACUGAGGGCAACUUCAGUUUCUUCAACUCUGAUGACCAUGUUGGAAGUGUUGGCAGAUAUUCAUGGAUUUUAAGGAAAAUGUUGGAUAGAGUGGAGAUAGUUGACUGUGAUUACGAAACUGGAAAACCAAAACGGAAUUCUAAUGGCAUGUGUGUUCGUCUUCCACCCGGUUCAUCAGGUUUGAUGCUGUUUCAGAUCACAGAGAAAUCAGCUUUCGUCGGUUAUCAUGGCUCCGAGGAGAUGACCAACAAGAAGAUUGUCCGGGACGUCAAGAGACAGGGAGACGCUUAUUUUAACACUGGUGAUCUCAUUAAGAUCGACGUCGACAACUACGUAUAUUUCAUUGACCGUCUCGGGGAUACAUUCAGAUGGAAAGGAGAAAAUAUAUCAACAAUGGAAGUUUCUCAAGUUCUGGGCCUAUUUCCUGUUGUCCUCGAAGCCAAUGUAUAUGGUGUACCUGUCAAGGGUCACGAUGGACGGGCAGGGAUGGCAUCCAUUGUUCUACAUAAAGGAGCCAACUUAGAUUUCUCAGCUCUCUAUCAGCACAUCACGACAUCUCUCCCGGACUAUGCCCGGCCGAAGUUUCUCCGACUUCUCGAUGAGAUGGACCUAACGAGUACAUUCAAACACAAGAAGACUGAAUUGAUGAAGAGGGGAUUCGCCCCCGAUGGAUACGGAGAAGUUUACAUCAUUGACCCGUCAAAGAAGACAUAUGUGCCAAUUAAUCCUUACCACGUCAAGGUGUUAACAGCAGGUCAUUCAAAGUUGUAAUGGUAAUUAGCACUUCAAGUAUCAAGAUAAUAUAGAGAGACUUCAAUAUUGUCUCCUCCUGGAGGUUACAAACUUGUUACGAAUUCAUGAAAUUGUUUGAGAGUAGAGUUUAUAACAGACCCUUCGUCAUCUUUCUCGAUAAAACUAUAUUGCGCAAUCCUGAAGAGUAUGGAUUUGGAAGAUCACACUCUAUGAUAAAUCAUAAUGAUCACUAUUCAUUGCACAUAAUGGGCGUAAUAGUUUAUAUUUUACUCUAAUCCAACGAUGUUUGUAGGACCAUGGACCCUCUCGCAUCCCUGGUAGGACUAUGCCUGUUCAUCGGUCCAAGGAAAUAUACUGUAUGAUCCACACUAUCAGUUUCAAUUAGUUGCAUGUGACAAGACAGAAAAUCCAUUUCUCAAAGUCAUACACAAAAGUAAUAUCCUUCCAUGCAGUGAUCAAGCCGAUUCUCAAAAGAAUUUACAGAAGGUGCUGAAAACACGUUUUCUGGUAGACUGUUCCAAGAACUUAUUCAUCGAGCCUCGCAUACUGCUCAUUCUCAAGUUUCUGUGUUUCUGUGGAGCGUUGUGGCCCAGUGACUUCGUCUGCGGUAUUUGAAAAAGAGGGUCGUGGGUUCGAGUUCCAGCCAUGACGUAAUUCUAUUCAGAAAUGAAUUUAUCCACAUUGUGCUGCAUUCAACCCAGGUGAGGCGAAUGUGUACCUGGCGGGAAUUUAUUCCUCAAAACGAUGAGCGCGUAUCAGCAGUAUGCCAUAGCCAGGGUAAUUAUGGUGAGCUUAAAAUUGUAUACAGCACUUAAUAAACAGGUGUUAAAUGCUAAAUAAAGUAUAGAAUUGUUAAAUAUAAGUUGAAAAUUAUGGGCUCGAUGGAAAAUGUCAUUAUGGGCUUGACAUGCUUGAAGGAGUAUCAACAUAGUUUUAGGAAUUAUCUGUAAGUAAGGCAGAAGGCAGGUUACGUGUGUCAGUGGUCAUCUAUCCGUAGCUCUACCUAGCCGUAAUUGUUUAGCCCAAUUUAUUUAGGAACCCUUACUUUUUACUCAUAUUUUAUUAUAUUACAUCCCGUUGUAAAACAUGGUAAAUUAUAGUAUACAUGCUGAUGGAAAGAUGAUAUACUUCUAAGGAAAAAUACUGAAAUAUCUUGUAAAGUUAUUGAAGACCAAGGGAAAUGGCCGAAUACAAAUAAAUGAUGGUUUAAUUGUUUUAAGUCUC